Molecule: messenger RNA, 2337 nt
Organism: Folsomia candida
Lineage: Eukaryota; Metazoa; Arthropoda; Collembola; Entomobryomorpha; Isotomidae
Product: cytochrome b5-related protein
Exons: 9
Coding region: 766-2187 (473 amino acids)
Biological process (GO): lipid metabolic process
Cellular component (GO): mitochondrion
Molecular function (GO): heme binding
Source: RefSeq, a predicted model, not a curated record
AUAUGUACAAGCCUUCUGUGCUGGCUUAACUAUAGUUAUUUUUGCAAGUUUAUAAAUUUGCAAAAAUAAGCUCAUGAUAAAAUUUAGCUAUAUAUGUACACCUGUUAUAAAACGGUUAUGUAUAUAUACUCGUCUAAUUUUAUAGUUCCGAUCCUUCAUCGUGCGAAUAAAAGUUUGCAAUUUUUUCUAAAACUUUUCUAAAACUUAUUCACAUUACAUAAUCAUUAAUUAAUUAUCUAUCUACUCCAAAUUAUAUUAAACUAUUUACAUGGGAAAAUUAACUCCUGAUUAAUUUGUGUUUGAUUCUCUACACAAUUAAUUUAAUAUCUGGUCACUCUGACCACAGGAUACAUUACGCUUCUCCUUCCUUCCUUCCGCCCAAUUCGUCUGCCGUGGCAGACUUAAUUCAAGCAUUCUUGCUGUAUGUAUAUUUGAUAUAGUCAUAUUUAUCUCAUGCAGGCAGAAUUUGGAAGGAGCAGGAAGUUGCAUACAUUAAUUACACGUGAGGAAACGCUGAGAAGGUCAUUUCGCAGGUUCUUCUUGUCGCGUCAUGCAACAAUCUUAAAUGAAGAGUGGUUACCAGUCCAACACCUGCUCACUCUGAAUGAGUGCAGGUUUAGUGCACUGCUUCAUUUCAAAUUGUGACAUGAUUUUAAAGUGACAUGCAGUGUUUUAUAAAACUUGAUACAAUUAAUUGUGUCCAUUUGUGGUCACUUUUUAAAAUCUCAAAGUGUGAAUAAUACUGGAUUAUUAACAGAGUGCAAAAUGCCACCGGUUUCAAAGUUAUCUUUUCCAGCGAGUGUAUUAGGGAUUAAAAGUGUGAAAAAUUCUUCCUCAGAAUCCGAUAUGGCGCUACCCGGAUCAAAACCGGAUACAACAUAUAUUCAAUCCAGUUUCAAAAAAUUGCGGAAAGUUGCCAGUAGAAAUGUAGUCGUCACACCGUACAAUUGGCUGGACGAUAAACGACGAGGAGAUGCUAUCGGAGAUUACUGGCGAGUACAUGACAAGCUCUACGACCUCACCAACUUUAUCGAGAAGCACCCCGGCGGAAGGGACUGGAUCGACGUGACGAGGGGGACCGAUGUCACCGAGGCCUUUGAGUCCUCUCACAUCCUCAACAUGAACAAAGUGGAGUCCAUCCUGGCAAAAUAUUACGUCAAGGAAGCCACACACCCCAGAAAUUCCCCCUACGAGUUCAAAGACGAUGGGUUCUACAAAACUUUGAAACGAAGAGUCGAACCCAUUUUAAAGAAAGUUGGGACGGGUCCUACAAAAAGGCUGCUGCUUACCCAAGACCUCCUCGCAUCUCUCUACGUCUUCACAUCCUGUUUGGGAGCAUGGUCGGGAUCCUGGCUGCUACAAAUUUUGGCAGGCAUAAUUUUAGGCAUGGUGGUCGUCGGGGCGCAUAACUUUCUUCACUUAAAGGACACGUGGCGACGCUUCUACUUUGACCUUUGCCCCAUGACCUCGUUCGAAUUUAGGAUCACACACGGGCUCAGCCACCACCUCUUUCCAAACACGAUUCUUGAUUACGAAGUCAUCGCUCUCCAACCGAUAUUUGAGUUGUUACCGAGCCGUCCAAAGAAUUUGCUGAAUCGUUACGGCUCCUUGAUUUACUCGCAUUUUGUAUACAGCCAAAUCAUGGGACAGGACAUUCUCAGACGUGUCCUGGCAAUUUAUUCCGGCCAGGCAAAAAUUCGUCCCGAGAACUUUCUCAUUUUCAUCCAGCUAGCAAUCUUCAUCUUUUUAUCUUCAAGUCUAAUCAACGGAACGCUUUGUUGGCUGAUCAUCUACUCUGCUGCGUCCUACUGGCUCGCAAUUGUUGGAUUAAACGCUGCUCAUCAUCACCCAGCCUGUUUUCAUGAUGGCGACGAAGCCAGACAUGAUCCCGAUUUCGGGCUGUGUCAAUUAGACUCGACGCUGGACAAGGCGGACGACUUUCAUAAGACUGAGCUCGCCGUUUUGACAACUUUCGGAGAACAUCCGUUACAUCACCUUUUCCCUUCGGUGUGUCACUCCAAGCUGCCUCUGCUCAAACCGAUUUUCGAACAAGUGCUUCACGAAUUCUUGGAGAAUAAUCGAUACGCGUCUCAACUCGAGCUUUUCAUUGGGACGCACCGACAAUACGCCAGGGUCACCAAGUGGUCUCGCAAAAGACAGUUGGGCUACCAGUUUGGCGAAUACUGAUUUAUGCAUAUAAAUCCGAUCCAUAUUUAAAUCCAUAUUUAUUAUUUAUUUUUAUUUUAAUUCCGCUACCGUUAUAAAAAUCCAGACAAGUGUAACGUUUAAAACGAGGCUCAACGAAUAAAAUAAGUCGAUUAAGACGUGCAAUACUUA